Messenger RNA from Cucurbita maxima (winter squash), 2257 nucleotides. RefSeq lists its product as uncharacterized. The transcript is spliced from 6 exons. The record is from RefSeq and is a predicted model, not a curated record. NCBI's taxonomy places the organism in Eukaryota, Viridiplantae, Streptophyta, Magnoliopsida, Cucurbitales, Cucurbitaceae. The coding region runs from base 243 to 2051 and encodes 602 amino acids.
UCUUAACUUUACCUUUUUCUAUGUUUAUUUGCAGAGCAGAGGCCUUGUCGUUGCCUUUCCUCUGCACCACCUGACCUCAGCUGCAUCACUGUUCUCUCUAUAUUUCUGUCUCUGGGUUAACCCAUCCCCUAAUUUUGCCUCGAACCUUCAAUGGGUUAGCUCACCUUUUUCACUGUUUCACUUUAAUUGAGCUCUUGGCGCCAUCUUCAUCGGAUUCCCCAUUGCUUCCUGUGAACCGCAUAAUGGAGCAGACAAGACACAACAGCAGGAUUAACUGCUCUGGUUCGACACCAUCCGAGGAAUCAGCUCUGGAUCUUGAAAGGAAUUGCUAUGGUCACUCUAAUUUACCUUCCUUCAGUCCACCUACACUUCAGCCAUUUGCAUCAGCUGGACAGCAUUGUGAGAGCAAUGCAGCUUACUUUUCAUGGCCGACCCCCAUUCGAUUAAGCGUUGCAGCCGAGGAGAGGGCAAACUACUUCGCAAAUCUUCAAAAAGGGGUUCUACCAGAUAUCCUUCAUCCAUUACCAAAAGGGCAGCGAGCCACCACGUUACUCGAGCUCAUGACAAUACGAGCCUUCCAUAGCAAGAUCCUACGUUGUUACAGUCUCGGAACGGCGAUUGGAUUCCGUAUCCAAAAGGGCGUGCUGACCGACAUUCCUGCUAUUCUUGUUUUUGUUUCCAGGAAAGUUCAUAAGCAAUGGCUUAGUCCUAUCCAAUGCCUGCCCACCGCGUUGGAGGGGCCGGGAGGUGUGUGGUGCGAUGUCGAUGUUGUAGAAUUCUCGUAUUUUGGUGCACCCAACCCUGCUCCUAAAGAACAGCUAUACACCGAAAUUGUCGAUGACCUGCGUGGCUCCGAUCUAUGCAUUGGCUCUGGUUCUCAGGUGGCUAGCCAGGAGACUUAUGGGACCUUGGGUGCUAUCGUAAGGAGUCAAACGGGCAGUCGACAGGUUGGUUUUCUCACGAACCGUCACGUUGCAGUUGAUUUGGAUUAUCCGAAUCAGAAGAUGUUUCAUCCUCUGCCACCGACGCUUGGGCCGGGGGUGUAUCUCGGUGCUGUGGAGAGAGCUACUUCGUUCAUCACAGAUGAGCUUUGGUAUGGAAUUUUUGCUGGAAUAAAUCCAGAAACGUUCGUCAGGGCAGAUGGGGCGUUUAUUCCUUUUGCUGAUGAUUUCGACAUGUCGACCGUCACUACAUCUGUAAAAGGUGUGGGAGAGGUCGGUGAUGUGAAGUUUAUCGACUUGCAGUCACCUAUCAGUACCCUCAUAGGGAAGCAGGUCGUGAAAGUCGGAAGAAGUUCGGGCUUGACUACCGGAACUGUUUUGGCCUAUGCUCUCGAGUACAAUGACGAGAAAGGAAUAUGCUUCUUAACCGAUUUUCUCGUCGUUGGUGAGAAUCAACAGACUUUUGAUCUCGAAGGAGAUAGCGGAAGUCUCAUCAUUUUAAAGGGCGAGAAUCGAGAGAGUUUGCAACCAAUUGGGAUUAUAUGGGGUGGAACUGCUAACCGAGGUCGUCUUAAGUUAAAAGUAGGCCAACCUCCUGAGAAUUGGACAAGUGGGGUCGAUCUCGGGCGCCUUCUCAAUCUGCUUGAACUUGAUCUAAUCACAACUGAUGACGGGUUUAAAGCAGCAGUGCAAGAACAAAGAACCGUCUCGGCAACAGUUAUCGGGUCGAUUGUCGGAGACUCCUCUCCUCCCGACACAACGCUGCCAAAGGAUAAAAGUGAAGAGAAGUUUGAGCCAUUGGGUUUUCAAAUCCAGCAUAUGCCAACAGAAGUAGAACCUUCUUCAGCUAAAGACCGACCACUCCUGGAGACCGAGUUUCAUCUCGAAGCUGGGACGAGCACAGCUCCCAGCGUCGAACAUCAGUUCAUUCCAAGCCUUUUUAGUUGCUCUCCCUCCCUUUCAAACAGCACUCUGGGUCGAGCUGUUUCCCAGAACCUGUCUUCACUCCGGAGCGACUGCGAAGACAUUUCCGUUUCCUUGCACUUGGGUGAUCACGAAGCUAAGAGACGACGUUCGGAUGCUUCUGUUUCCAUGGAAGAGCUGAAAUAGAUCGUGCUCGUAAGAUCUUCGAACAAAUGCACAUUUUUCUGCACUGUUAUGGCUGUAUGUUUAACUUUUCUGGUCUCUUUUUCUUCAUGUUUCAAUGUAAAUUUACAUGAACUCUGGAAAGAAAGUAUUUAACUGAUGCUCAAACUGAAUUAACUGUAUCUUUUGAGCUUAAGAGUUGGAAGCAGUCUUUGUUCGUCUUUGUUUCA